Molecule: messenger RNA, 2125 nt
Organism: Gymnodraco acuticeps
Lineage: Eukaryota; Metazoa; Chordata; Actinopteri; Perciformes; Bathydraconidae
Gene: hirip3
Product: HIRA interacting protein 3
Exons: 8
Coding region: 67-1386 (439 amino acids)
Cellular component (GO): nucleus
Source: RefSeq, a predicted model, not a curated record
UCUGACGUCACUUCCUGUCAAAUCCUACGGCCCGCAGCCGCCAAAAAGGACUGAACAUUGUCAGACAUGGAUAUGUCAGAGAAAGAGAAAACAGGUAUCAGCAGGUUUGUGUGUGAUCAACUGCGUGAUGAGCCAGACCUCAGCACACUAACCUUAAGAAUAUUGAGAAAACGAUACCUGGAACGUGCGCAAUGUGACUCAUUAAGUCCAGAGGUCAAACAUUUCAUCAAGCGGGUGGUUGAAGAGGCACUGAUAAAAAUGCAGGAAAAUGAUGAAAACGAUGGUGAGCUGGAAACCAAGAAUUCCCAAAACAAAAGGAAGAGAGAAGAUGAGGUGUUGAGUGGGGGGGAAGACGAAGAUGUAUCCACAGCAAAAAAGCUCCGUCGUCGGUCGAGCCCAUCCUCGGAAUCAGAGGUCAAAAAGGACUGCAAAACAGGAAGUGAUGACAGUGAGGAGGAAGAGAAAGUGAAAUCUGAGGAUGAAAAGAAAGAGGUAAAGAAAUCCCAGCGCACCACAAACGGGAAGAGUAAACCGCAGAUAAGCAGUGAGGAAUCAUCUGAUGAAGAAAUGAAUGAGUCAGAAAAUAAAAGCAAAGAGAGUAGCUGUGAGGACAGUCCAAAAGAAAAGGCGAUAAAGAAAACGGAUGCGACAAAGAAUGGAGAGUCGGGAAGCAGCGAUGCAAGCAAAGGAAAGAAAACACCUCAGAGUGAUGAGGAGGAUAAACCCGACACAGAGAGCGAGUCAGAAGAAAGUGAACAAAUGAAGGACAAAGACCCCUCAGAUGACAGUGAAAAAGAAGAAAAAGUCUUGGUGGAAAAGAAAAACAACGACUCUGACUCGUCACUCACCUCAUUGGACGAGGAACAGAAUAAUGGAAAAGAAAAUACAGCAGCUGGUAAAAAGAAGAAAGCCACGAAAAAAGUGGAGAAAAAAGAGAAGAGCGCCAGCGGUCCAAAGGGGGACAAUACAUCCGUUGUGAGGCUCAAGCGCUACAUUACUCUCUGUGGCGUGAGGCUGAAUUACAAGAAGGUGCUCCAGGACUGUCACUCGGUCCGCUCCCAGGUGGCUGUCCUGAAGAAGCAGCUGGAAGAUCUUGGUGUUGAUGGUCAGCCAUCUAUUAAGAAAUGCAGAAAAAUCAAAAUGAAAAGAGAGGAAACUCAGGAACUAGCUGAUCUCGAUGUCAGCAACAUCAUUGUCACAGAAGGUCGACCUAAGCGCAGAGGAACCUCUGCAGGGAAGGAGUGGCAGGACUCUCCAUCCUCCACAUAUCUGCGCACUGUGAACUCCGGCUCUGAUAGUGAUGAAGAAAACAAACCAAACAGAGGGCGAAAGAGACUCUGGGCCAACCUGCAGGGGAUCAUCAGUGACGAUGCAGACAGCAACUGACUGGGACACUAGUGUUCUUAGAUAUGGAUAUUUAUCUUUCGUUAUGUUUUUUGUAAAAGUUGGCUUUACGUAUAUUUUAGAUACUAUUACAAAUGUAUUUCUGAAACCUUUUGCAAAAAGAUAGAUUGUUGAAAUCAACACAUGACGUUACAUGUCUUGUUAUACUAUGUUAAAUGUAAUUCUAUGCUAUAUUUCUAAUAAAGUUGUUGUGCUUUGAUCAAAUAAGUAUUUACAUUUUAACCAGAGCUUUAAACUAUAUGGGUUCCUGAUUUAUAUUGCUUAUUCUAAAUUAAUAAAAAAGUAAUCAAUAAUGCUAAAAAGGACAGGAAAUGUAUUAAUUCAGUUAAUAAUACAUUAAUAUGGAAACAGGUAGUUAACAGCAGUAAUAGCAGUAAUAGUAUGUGUCCGGACGGUCCGGACACAUUUCCGGAACUAACGUAAGUAAGCUCUUGGAUAUUCGGAAUGUUUUGCAGACGGACCAGUCCCACGGUGUAACGUGUCCGCUCGAUCUCCUGCAGGUCAAUGAGAUAUUUCUUGUUAAUAAUUAUUGUACCACCCAAGUAAUUGCCUUUUGUGUGUGUACGGCAGUAUUAUGUUGUGUUGUUGCUUAUUAAUAAGUCAGGACGUAUUUUCAGUGAGACAACGCAUGAUAAAACACAAUAACUGCAUGCAUGUGACCCUCAAUCCCUCUGUCAAGUAUCAGUAGGCCUACAUAAUAAAAGAAACGAUACGAACAUUA